Molecule: messenger RNA, 2156 nt
Organism: Carassius gibelio (silver crucian carp)
Lineage: Eukaryota; Metazoa; Chordata; Actinopteri; Cypriniformes; Cyprinidae
Product: extracellular tyrosine-protein kinase PKDCC-like
Exons: 7
Coding region: 171-1601 (476 amino acids)
Biological process (GO): protein phosphorylation
Molecular function (GO): non-membrane spanning protein tyrosine kinase activity; ATP binding
Source: RefSeq, a predicted model, not a curated record
UGAUUAUUUGGCCAUGAGGAUUAAGACACGCCCAAGGGGCGUUACUAAAGCUCACACUUACUACACUAAAUUACAGUGCGCACGUUCUGUGCGUGUCAGAGGAGUACGACCGAAGAGAACGUGUUGGAGUUUGACAGUAAAAACACAGAAAGGACCUGCAUGAACACAUCAUGAUUUUCUCAAGGAAUCCCUUUUGCGCUUUUUUAUUUUUUGCUUUGUUCUUUUUGUUUUUAACAGUUAUUUUAAAAAAAUGGCACUUUGGUCUCCAGGAGAAGAAACCUUUUGGUGAUGCUGCCCGUCCAGAUGGUUUAACUCCAGAGAGUGACAGAUUGCUCCAACAACUUCAGGAAAGACAACAAGAACUUGAGCUCCUGCACAUCACAUUUAAUAACAUACAAGGCUUUGUGGAUCCAAAUUUAUCCACCAAUGACAGUGCAAACUAUAUCAAUGGGAAAUUACGUUUGGACAACCCAGUAUCUGCUAAAACCGAUAUUGGCUGUGAAGAACUAAGUGGCAUCAAAGCUGUUGACUUUCUUGGUUCAGGUUACACUAAAACAGUGUUAAAAGCAGCGUUGCCGCAGGGAUUAUUUGUGGCAUUGAAAUCUGUAAACCAUCAAGGUACGGACAUGAGAUUGUGCAUGGAAGAUUUUCAAGAUUCCCAAGGCUGUCUUGAGCUUGUAUCUUUCAAACUGAGGAAGGAGAUUGUAUUACUGCAGACACUGCAGCACCCCAAUAUUGUAGAGCUGAAAGGUCAGUGUCAGGACAGAACUCUGGUUGGUGGCAUCACAGCAGUCCUGGAGCAGGGGAUGCCACUUCAGAUGAUACAGCUCCUGCAGAGCCCCUGGGAAGAGCGCUUUCGGGUCUGUCUUGGUUUAGUGAGGCUUCUUCAUUAUCUUUCUCGCUCACCGCUGGGUUCGGUAGCUCUGCUGGAUUUCCAGCCUCGACAGUUUGUUAUGGUGUCAGGAGAACUCAAGUUAACAGACUUGGAUGAUGCAAGUAUUCAAGAACCGGCCUGUCAAGAGGACUCCGACUGCCAGAUGCAGUUCCCCCUUCGCAGUUUCACCCUCCGAUGCUCCCCUUCUAGAAUCUGCGAAGGCUUGAACGAGAUGAGGAACCUCUACAAUGCCUACAGGUAUUUUUUCACCUACCUACUGCCUCAUCAAGCUCCCCCACUGCUGAAACCUCUUAUUCACCAAAUAAUGAACUCCACAGGAGAUUUAAAGCAAAGCAUUAAUGAAACCCUGGUCGCCUUCGAAGAGGUUUUGCAUAUGUACAAAUCUGGGCUGCACCUGGAGAACUUGCCACCAUCAGUAACCAGAGAUUAUGCUGUCUUGAAAGGAAUGAGGAGUGUUACAAAUAUGGAAUACAUCUGCUGGCCGUCGUACAAGCAGCAGGGCUGCGUGCUGUCUGUGCACGGUGCCAGAGAGGCCGCGCUCAUCUGCAGUUCUCAUCCACAGUGCACAAGCUUCUCUCUCAGCAGUGAAAAAACAUGGACAGGUCGACUUCUUGCCUCUUUCAGAAGUGGCUUCAGCCAUCUGGUUCCAGAUGUGAACUCAGCAGUGUACAUGAGGAGGGUUAAAGCCUCGGGAGCAGUGCUUUGAGAAAAAGAACCGUGGGGGAAGGGGAACAUUUUGAGACAAAUGAAUGUGUUAUAUUUAUAGGCAUCUUACUCAAUGGCUGUUUGAUCUUCGUGCCAGUCCUACACGCUGCCAAGGAGUGUUUAAAAGGAUUUCCCUUCAGGUAUAAUUAACCUGAAGAAAAAAAAGCAGCAAGAAAAAUAGGGCUUUCUACUUUUCCUCCUGUAUUACGUUCACAUGGGCACGGUCCACAGCUCUUUCACAGAUUUACUUUGAUGUUAAUGAGGCCAGAAGUUUGUAGCGUUUUGCUGGAUGCCAGUGUGUGUGGAGAACUGUGGCAAUAGGCGGAAAAUUGCUGAAACCACAAAAGCGCAGGAAUGUUUGGUGGGCGCCAUUGUCCUUCCUGCAUUAACUGAUAUAUAUCUAGAUUUCUCAAAAGUUCGUCAUACUUCAUCCUGUGGGUGCGUCUGAUUUCUUGUUCUUUCAGAGAAAGAGAUAUUAUUAUUCGUGUGCGUAUGCUCAUUCUACAUUCUGUAUUUUGUUUCAAAGCCUUUUUUAAUACAAAGUAAUAAAAUUCAU